Molecule: messenger RNA, 948 nt
Organism: Neltuma alba
Lineage: Eukaryota; Viridiplantae; Streptophyta; Magnoliopsida; Fabales; Fabaceae
Product: E3 ubiquitin-protein ligase RNF170-like
Exons: 2
Coding region: 245-808 (187 amino acids)
Molecular function (GO): ubiquitin protein ligase activity
Source: RefSeq, a predicted model, not a curated record
UUUAAUUAAAAAAAAAGAGGGCAGCGAACAGUAGCGGAGGGGACAAGAAAAGGAGAGAAGCCUAAUCCGCGCCCUAGCUCCCCUGGAUCUCCCUCCAUCCCUCGUCUCCCUCGAUCUCCAGCUAAUCUCGAUUCAGACUUCAGUUUCUCACUCCGUCGCGUCUAUCGUCUCCCCCCUCUCAGAAGAACAUCCUAGGUUCAUGCUUAAAAUACGAUGAAACAGCAAUUUCACAGCUUCGAUUGAAAUGGAGGGUCCUCCUUCCAGCGAUUUUUGUUCCGUGUGCCAUGGAGACUACAACAAUCCUUGCCAAGCCAAUUGCUCUCACUGGUUUUGCGGAAGAUGUAUUAUGCAAGUGUGGCACCAUGGAUCUACUGUCAGGCCAUGCAGAUGCCCCUUAUGUCGCCGUCAAAUUACAUUGCUGGUUCCAACUGAGGACUUUUUAAGGCAGCGUUAUGACCCUGAAGUUGCUGAGGUUCUACAAGGUAUUGAAGCAUACAAUCGUCUGUUUGGUGGUCAGGCAACUGGUCUGCUUCAGAGAAUGCAAGAUCUUCCUUUUCUCUUGCGAAGGCUACUGAGGGAGCUGAUGGAUCCUCACAGAUCACUUCCUCUUGUCAUUAAGGCUCGUGUCUAUAUGGCAAUGAUAUCAAGUGUUGUUUACAUUGUAAGCCCUGUUGACAUUAUUCCCGAAGCGAUGUUGGGAAUAUUUGGUUUGUUGGAUGAUCUCCUUGUUGCGCUCCUCUGCUUCCUCUAUGUUGCUUCUCUUUACAGAUCGUUGCUCUAUUUCCGUCAUGGGGGCUCUCGUGUCUGAACUUAAUCCUUGAUGUUAUGCUUAUUUACAUUGUUGUUUCGUCCAUAAUUUGUUGUAUGCUUGUCUUUUUCGUUUUACAUUGUAAGUCCUGCUGACAUUAUUCCAGAGUCAAUUUAUGUUUUAUAAGGUAUGUUAGUUUA